This is a messenger RNA of Pleuronectes platessa (European plaice), 2246 nucleotides long. It is a transcript of the gene lmod2a, whose product is annotated as leiomodin 2 (cardiac) a. Gene Ontology annotation, cellular component: myofibril; striated muscle thin filament. The transcript has 2 exons. Gene Ontology annotation, biological process: myofibril assembly; pointed-end actin filament capping; muscle contraction. Bases 244 to 1791 code for a protein of 515 amino acids. Gene Ontology annotation, molecular function: tropomyosin binding; actin binding. NCBI's taxonomy places the organism in Eukaryota, Metazoa, Chordata, Actinopteri, Pleuronectiformes, Pleuronectidae. The record is from RefSeq and is a predicted model, not a curated record.
AUGGGAGCCCUCCCUUCUCUCCCUGUCAGGGUCCUCUGCCAGCAGAGACCAGUAGAUGAACAAGGAGUCACCACCCACCCACAACAUCCCUCAUCUAAAGUAAUCUUAUGGAGGAUGAGCCAAUGAACAAAAUCCAGAGAGAGAGAACAAUUUAAGGAAUAUUCACUUAAGUAUAGGAAGUACAAGGGCGAGACGGAGUUCGAGAUUUAGGACUUGAGACGGUCCUAAAACCAGAACUGAACCAUGAGUACCUUUGGGUACCACAGUGAGCUGAAGAAGUACGAGGAGGUAGAUGAAGAGGAGCUGCUCGCCACGCUGUCCUCUGCGGAGCUCCAGGAGCUGGAGAGGGAGCUGGCCGACCUUGAUCCUGACGAUAAUGUGCCAAUCGGCCUGAGGCAGAAAGACCAGACUGCCAAAACCCCGAUGGGCAACUUUGACAGGGAGGCUCUGUUGAAAUACUGGGAAGACGAGAACAAGAAGUUGCUGGAGGAUGAGAAGGUGGAGUCCAUCCCUGGACAGGAGGGCUACCCAGAUGAGAGAAGGGGGAAGCGAGUGUCAGAGACCAGGAGCAAAUGUGGCAAGACUCAGGACAAUGACAGGAAUACAAUUUCAAAUAAAAAUGGCCACUGCAGUGAUGUUGGAUCAAAUUAUACAAAGGCAGAUGAGUUUGAAAAGAAAGAUGAGUGUAAAAAGGAGGCUCCAAUCAAAAGUAAAUGUCCUCAAAAUAACAGUCUUUCUAAUGGGUCAAGGGGUGAACUGAGGACUAAAACCACAGACCUAAACCUGGACAUGCCUUCUGACAGACCGAGUGGGAACCCCACCAUUCUCGACAAAGCUUUGGAGCAGAUUCUGGGAGACAAUCCUGCCAUGGAUGAAGUCAACCUCAACAACAUCGAAGAUAUCUCCCAGGAGACAUUGCUUCGCUUUGCUGAAGCACUGUGCACAAACACACAUGUGCAUGUAUUCAGUCUUGCCAACACUCAUGCGGAUGAUCGUGUUGCUUUCGCAAUCUCCAAGAUGCUCAGAGAGAACUGCUCCAUUAAAAACCUGAACAUCGAGUCCAACUUUGUGUCGGGUCAAGGCAUCCUGUCUCUUCUCGCAGCACUGCAGAACAACAGGACGCUGGUGGAGCUUCGCUUUCACAACCAGAGGCACAUCUGUGGGAGUAAGGUGGAGAUGGAUAUGGUCCAGCUGCUGCGGGAGAACACCACACUGCUGAAGCUGGGCUACCAGUUUGACCUCCCAGGCCCUAGGAUGACGGCAACCAGUAUCCUGACACGCAAUCAGGACCAACAGAGACAGAGGAGGCUUCAACAGAAGAAGGAACAAAGUCCUCCAGAGGUGUCUGGACAGGUUUCUGGUCCAUCUACCGAUAACAGACCACUAAAAAUGCAGUCAGAAUCCUCGAAGACUGUUGAAACUAAGAAAAGAAAUCCUCCUUCCUCAUCCCUUGACCCAUCAACAAGGAAGAUUGCCGAAAUGGUCAAGCAGCACGAAGGUUCCAACAGCACAAAGGGUCAGUCAAACCAGAGGAAGCCCAAGUCAAAGAAGCUCAAGAAUGGUGCCAAUGAAAAGGAGAGUGCUGAUAUUCUCAAAGACCUGAAAAACGCUUUGAAGCCAUCACUGCAAAAGACACAAGUUGAACCAUCACAACUGAUGCCGCCGCCGAGGUCAAGCCGUGACAACCUGAUGGCGGCGAUUCGUGGAAGCAGCAUCGGGUCCUUAAAAAGGGUAAGACUUCCUGCUGCUGACUUAUCCAUUAACCAUUUGAAGGAAUUUUGUUUUGCUUGAGUAAAAGCAUCACAGACAUAAUUUAGCCUCCAAAAGCCUCUAGACCCUUUCAGUGUGAGUGCCGGCUGUCGGCAGACAGUCUCUGUCCCUCUGUGAAUUCCUUGACACUCAGGUUAUAAAUAGCUUGCCUUCUUCACUGCUGUUUGAUAAGACAAAUCACUCAGGGAGCUUCUGGGAAGAGAGCUGAUGAGAUAAAAGUGUUGGCCAAAUUUCUACCUAGAGAAUAAGACACAGUUUGUGAAAGUAGUUAACUUUAUUCAUUUGCAACUUCAUUAGAAUGAGUAUGAUAAUUGUUUAUUAUUAAAUGUGUUUGUAGGGACAAACCUGUCUCAUUACGGCAACCGGGCUCAGGUAGUUCUUGAUAAUAGUAAGUUGGGAAUUCUUGCAAUAUCCUAUUGAGUAACAAAAACUCAACUUAUUAAAAAGGAUGUUCAUGCUCAGCAAGUUACCCUAGG